Molecule: messenger RNA, 6872 nt
Organism: Dermacentor andersoni
Lineage: Eukaryota; Metazoa; Arthropoda; Arachnida; Ixodida; Ixodidae
Product: protein spitz-like
Biological process (GO): epidermal growth factor receptor signaling pathway
Molecular function (GO): epidermal growth factor receptor binding; receptor ligand activity
Source: RefSeq, a predicted model, not a curated record
GCCGCUGUGGCCGGGAUAAAGGAACACCACUUGAGAACAAACACUACUAGGUGCGGUAGGAGAGAGUGUCUCCAUUGGCAGUGAUGCUCGCCUCCUGGCGGCGUGCUAACAGGGCAGUUAAUUUCUUCUCUCAUUUCUAAUAACAAACUGAUUUGAAAAAUUAUUUCUGUGAAAUAUUCCUUAGAUGGCAUUUUGCAGCUUCCUGUGUGUAACCACCAGUUGCAAUGGGGCCUGGCGAGUGGCCCUUUAAGCCCAUUAAAGAUGGACCGAAAUAAGCAUAAGGGUUACAACUCUAGGUACUUUCUUAUUUAGGAUCAGUUAUGUGAGAAUUUUUUCACUUCUAUGACACUCGUCUUAUUACCCUGUUUGCACACGCAUCCCAACAUCACAAAACUGCAGAGCUUGAAAUGUCGCUUCUAUCUUGCUUUUUUUUUACCUGUCCUUUCUUGAUUUGGUUCUUCACUAUGAUAGAUGUUACUGAUUGAAUAUGAGUACUGACUUUUAAAGCGAAAGCUUUACUGGCCGCGAACUUGCGAUUUUGCCGUGGCCGUGCUCCGAGGAGGCACAUGACGUCACACCGCGUUCCUUGUCAUUGUGUUCGCCUCCGCUCGCUUCACCAGCUGCGUCGCAUGCCUGAUAACAUGUCGGAGGAUUGAAAAGGAGAACUCAUGUGUGCUGCAACCACAGUUGAGGCGGCAGUAUGGACGGCGACCAUUCUGAUAAGCAGGAGGAGGCCUGGAAUCGACAUCGGAACGACAUGAAGAGGAAACGAAUCGCCCAUGAAACAGACGAACAGCAUGCCGAACGACUGGCUAAACGCCGCAACAUAGCUAGACAACCAGACUAACCUGGACUUGCAAUCAAAAUUAACCAAGGGAUCUCUGCCCACCAGCAUCAUGGUUGACAAGUAGGACUUAGACCCACUUCAUCUCUGUCAUCAUGCUGCAAAAUUGGAUCAACUCUACGUUGCAUCAAUGGCGCUAACCGGCGCUGGUUCCUCCUCCUCUUCGUCCCCCUCGCCGGCGUCCAGCUGCGGAGCGGGCGGUCCCUGGUGGCCCAAGGGCCUGCUGCAGGUUGACUCUCGGAGGCUGGCCACCUGCCCACCCGGCUGGCUCCUGUUUAUCGUGCUCGCCGCUGCGCUCCUCCGGAUAGCAGAUGGUUGUUCAUCACGGUCGACGCCCAAGCCACGGCCUCCGCAGUCAACGGUGCGGCCUAACAUUACAUUCCAGACAUACACAUGCCCUGAAACGUAUGCCAAGUGGUAUUGCCUCAAUGGAGCCACCUGCUUCUCCAUCAAGAUUGGAGAGUCCAUCCUCUACAAUUGCGAAUGUGCGGAUGGAUAUAUGGGGCAACGAUGCGAGUUCAAGGACCUCGACGGAACCUAUCUGCCCACAAGGCAACGAGUGCUGAUCGAGACAGCAAGCAUCGCAGGUGGCGUCACAGUGGCAGUCAUACUUGUCUUUAUAGUCUGCGUCACGGUGUACUUGUACUAUCGGCGUAGGAAAGACAAGACAUACUUUGACGUUCCAGAUGAGCCGAAGCUCUUCUUCUGUGACAGGAAGAAGACAACUGGUCCACAGCCACAGCUCGUUCUUAGACAGAGUGACCUCGAGCAGGGCAGGGUAGCGCACCUGUGUGAAGAUGGCCAGCGGUCCAGCAGCUAGGAGUGCAGUGGCAUCCCCUCUUCCAGUUGUGGGCUACUGCUGCCAGUGUCUGUAGUGCAGCACUCACCGCAUUCUGCCAGUCAUCCCUCCACAGAGGGUGUGAUGACGUAUGCUGGACCUUCUCCUGCCUAACGCCUGCUCUCACCCCUUCCUCAUCUUGGAGACAAGGACAUUGUUGCUCUGCUGCGUUUAUUUAAGCUUCAAAAGACGUCUGGACUGUGCUAGCUGCCCCAGCAGCGGAAAAAGGGAAAGCGUGGUGUGUUGUUUGGCAGGGCUUUGUGUGUUCGUGUGUGUGGAACUGCAGGAACUUCCCUUGUGCUUUUUUUGCACACACGCCUGUUUUAAUUAAUUCCCAUUGUUGGGACUGUCACUGCAGUGCAUUCAGCAGCCUCCUUGCCUUCCGCCCUCUCGCCCGCUACCCCACCUGCCUGGCUGCUUGCUACAUCCCGAUGACUGAUGUUGUUGUCGUAAAGUGCUUGUUGUAGGUUUCCAAAGACACUGCUGUUUAUUCUUGUUCCAUCAUGUAUACAUGGCAUUUUGACAACAUUCCCGGGGCGGCCACUGCUGCGGAGGAACGCCAACUUCACUGGAACUGACCGGGCGUGACAUACAUUGUUUUGCGUCUUUCUUUUUUCUGCUUUCCUUUCACCCUCUUCCAUUCACUUGUUUUCUCUCAUGGGUUGUUAUUAACUUAAAGACCUUGUUUGCCAUUCUCCCACUGAUGGACACAAGAAUGCCAUCUGUCCCCAUACUCCACCCCUUGUUUCUUCACCUUGUUUUGUUCUUUUGCUAAAAACUUUGUUGUGUUCUUUGUUUGUCACUUUCUCAUGCUGCAUGGGUUUGGACGCCUUGAAGACAGCAUCGCUGUGAUGCCCGUCUUUUCCAGGACACUUGCUUCUGCCGCCAUUACGUUGAUGAUAGUGUGGCAUCGUGGAUUCCACUUAGCAACCUUUUGGCGGCUGUUGUGUUGAUUGUGUGUGCAUGUGCGUGUGUAGAUAGUGUACAUAACGUGCAACUCUCUUACCGGAAAAAGAAAAGGCAAAAAAAGAGUGCUAUGUUUCCUCGUUGGCUCGUCUUCUGUUGUCUGCCCCUGCCUCUCCCCCCCCCCCCCCUAUUUCUUUAUUUUGCUCUUGUCACCACAGUGAGCCAGCUUUGUUGAGGAUUGAGGUCUCUGGUUCAGAUAAUAUUACAGAAUGGCUGUAUGUACUAGUGCAUUUGUAUUUUAUCUCUCAGUAUAAAUUAUAAGCAGGUAUAAUUUACUUUGCUCCAAUGGAUCUAGUAGGUCCUGCACACCUAACACUGCCCAGUGCACUGAGUCAGAGCACUGCUGAUAAUAUUUGGUUUUAGAUAGCCAAAAAUAUGUCACAAUGCAGUGCAUCUGCAUUAAACACACAAUAUAAUCUAAUGUCACCUCAAGGAAACAAGCAUACUUUAUGUGCACCAUAUUUCCUUACAGUCUUUAACACCUAGUACUUAAAUAUCCUUGUUUUUUUUAAUUUUUUUUCCCUCUUAGUCUGCAAAGUGUUGUGUUGACGCUUCUGCAUUGUGUGCCAGACUAAACUUGUUAUAUUUGUAGCUAGUUCAGAGAGCAGUAAUCGGUAUACAAGUAAUCAGAGGUACGGUGACUUACUCUAGAACAUCUACCGAGCUAGCAGCCAACAUUUUCUCUCAUCAACUUAAGCAAUUCUGACUGCCUGGCUAACCUGCAGGUCAUAUGCGUUCCUGAUGAGUGUACUGGGCAGUAGCUGAGAAAGGUGCGGGUGCUUUUUGGGUGCUCUUGUUAAUCCAGUGAGCUGUAGAUAACAUUUUGGGACACUGUGUGGGCCCUAGAGUCCGUCCUUCAUGUAUCCUGGUGGUCAAGGGGGGAAAAAAUUGUCACAGAAUGUUUGUCAUCACAAAAGUAAAUGCAGCUUAUCUGGUCCUCAAUGAAUUUUGCCAUGUAUUGAAAGUAAAUUUUGGGUGAUAAAAUAUGUACAUUUAUUUUUGCAAGUAUGAUUACACACCAUUAAUUCACUAGACAGCGGGGUCAUUUUUUAAUGAGCUUGUCCAACAUGAACUGCUAUUCUGACAUGGUGAAACUUUCUUGCCCAAAGUUAUCUGUUCAUGGUAGAAUUAAAAACAAAAACUAAUUACCAAUUUGAUUAAAGUGUACAUAUGGCAUGCAUUCUUGAGCAGGUAUUUAUCUUUAUUAUUUUCCAGCAACAAGAUGUACAUUUGCAUCAUUCUCAGCCUUGAUUGAGGAUGUUAAACUGGGGCAUAAUGAAGGGUCUCUCUUAGAAGGUCAUUCUGGUGCUCAGAAACUCGGCUGAAAAAUGGUGACCAGAGCCUCUUCAGUGUUUUACAGGCCUGUUAGAUGGUCGCUUAAGCACUGUGCCCUUCCAUUCUGUCAGUGGCCUCUUGUUUUCUGUUAAGGUGUGAGAAUUGUACAGCCCUAUGAGUAUGACCAAUUGCUAUAUUAUUAUUAUGGUUAUAACUACUUGUGCAUUGCGAGGGCAAAUGCACCAUUAAGAGCGAAUAUCUUGCUGCCUGUUCUUCCAGUUCCUAUUAUCGUUAGGCCCUUUUUUUCUUUUGUAUUCGAGUGGUUCACCACAGCUUGUUGACGAGCCCACGAGGCAAACGUAAAAGUGCUUUCUUCUUUUCCCCCUCUUCCUUUGUUAACAUGUAGAACAUUUUUCAAACCAGACUUCACCCCGUGAUGCAUUUUGGGACUUUCGUUUCUAAUGCUAGAGCUUGAACUUUGGCAAUGCUGCAUUUAUCAGGGGCUUUGAAUCUCGGGUGCUUGCUUGGUCUCUACUUUGUGCAGCCCAGGGACAUGGGAACUGUUGUGUUAGUCUCAUUUGUUUACUUUUCUUUGCAUAUGGUUGUUGCCGGCUGAGAAGCUGUUGUGCAUUUGCAGUUUGUGGAAUGAAAUCUCUAGGAUGUUAGGGGGGAGGGAGGGGGGGGGGGGCAAUUGGACAAUGCUGUAGCAUUUGUUGCAUCAAUUUCUUGUGGCUUAUUUCACAAGGCGCUGCACAUUGGCAUAUUUUAAGUAGUGAAUUUUGUAGCUAUGCAUAUUACAUAGAAAUUAGGUAUCCUGUCUUUGUCAGACAUGGCAUUAAGCAUGAAGUCUGUAGUGUGGUUGCAUACAAGGAAGUUAAGGAAUUGUUUUGCUACAGUGAAAGUGUCCAGUGCCUUGUGCGACACAUUUCACUGUUGCAUUUUCUGUGUUAUGUAGCGGACGUUGUUGUUGGGAUGUUUUCAUAAAGCUUGCAUGAGCAUGUUGUGCACAAAAUGCUUUUGGGGACACAACAGGAUGAAAUUGUUUCAGGGAUGGUUAGGUUUAGUGUCCUUGAGGUGCCCUAUUAUGCUGCACUUAAUGAGUGCAUCACUGGCUUUCAGGAUGUGUUAUUACAAUAGGAAAAUUAUUUCGAACUGCUUGUAAUCAGUCAAGUAUAGUAGCACGCUGCAUUGCAUAGCUGUAGUAUAUCGCAAAGCAGGUAUUGAUGUUUGCGUUCAUAAACUAAUUGUAAAAACUUCUUAGUGCUUGGGAGGAGCUUGACAACUUGUGUAGGUUAAAGCCACAGCUUGUUGUUUCUGUGCCCAAUGGCAGUGAAAAAAGUUUACUUUAAACAAAACAUUCACUGUUAUACCACUGUUGAUCACCUUACAUAAUAGAAUUAGUCCUAUCUAGUUCUUGGUCUGCAGAGCUCUGAUAGAAAAGAAAUUGAAAAACUGAAAACCACACCACCAUCUGCCUCCCUAUUUGAGAGCCCGGAUUGGCAGGCAUAGAAGUACACAUCUCUAUCUAGUCCUCUAUAUUUAUCAGUGGUCUGCUUUGAAAUCGCUUUGUAUGUUUUUAUUAGAUUACUGGAUGGUUGGUGCGGUUCUUGCCUCUCUGUCAAUGCUGCCCCACUUGCAUUAUCUCUUAAAUGUUCACGUGAUUGAUAGUGGCAUGUUGACUAGCGACAUUCAUACCUGGCAAUAUUGCUUCACAGUGCAGUUGCACCAACUUUCAGUUAGCUGACAAGCUGUGACAGCAGAGAAUGUAUCUUGUAACUGGUAAGGUGAAAGUAUUUGAGUUAAGUUUUAGUGUCAGGAAGCACUUGGUAGCAAUAUUGCAGUUGUUUGAAAAUGCUUCAAUCCCUCCCCUUCCUUGCAGUUUUUUGUGUUGUUGCGAUGAUUGCAUGAACACUGCUUUUCUGGACAAAGCUGCAAAGUUGUUGCAUUACCACGGUAUGUGCUGCUGAGAAGUAAGCCCGUAAGACUGAUUGCUAUUCUGGCUCCUUCUAGCUGAUGUGGAUGGAUUGGGAGAUUACACCGACCUGGCUUUGUAUCUGAUCUCUUCAACACAUGCGCCAUAGUUAGCCUUUGUAUUGCUUUGCUCCAAAGUAUGAGCAAUUGAUGUGCCGGAAUUCUAUCCUGGUGGGGAAAAAAUCAAGCUUGAACAGUUCCCAUAUUGUUUUUGCAGAUGCAUUGUUACUUGUUCCCCUAUGGGGUUUCCCUCUUUUUCUUUUGUUUUGCAUGCAGUAUAAUGCAAGCCGGGUAAAGUCUUAUUUGUUGAUGUUUAUAUGCAUCAGGGCAACCUUACUUCGUUGCUUCAGCUUCAUGCUUUGCUCUAUGCCAUGAGCAACUUUCCUGGAUACUUGCAGAUGAGACAAGUAAGAGAUAGUUAUGCAAAUAUGUGUGACAUGCCUGAGGGAUUGGUUUUUCCAUAAAGGGACUGCUGUUGGAACUGCAUAUCACCAGAUAUUGGCAUUUCUUGGUUUACAUUCAUCCUCAGAUUUCUUUCUGGCAUUUGCCACUUUCUGCAUUUGGCACAGCUUUAGCUUACAGGUUUACAAAUUUUCUUUUUUCAUUCGCUAUACAUUGGCAAAAUCUACAACGCCAACAAGAAUACUUUGACAUUCCUUCAAGCCAAUACUGGUCUAUAAAAUACUUCAGUGUAACCAUUUGUGCAGUCCUCAGGAGCGCACACUGUGGUGCUUGAGCCACGCACUCUCUCUUGGUGUCUCGUCCAGGUCUCCCUCUCUGCUGCUUUCUCUGUAAUUUGCCUCGUACUGAGGGUUUUUAGACCAAAGCUGAUAUCGCGUCGUCUAGGUGCAUCGCGUCUUAUUUAUGAGGAAAGAGAAUACAAAACAAAAGUACUUGUGGAAGAGAAAUGUAGAUUUGUUGCGUCGGGUGCCUCGGGGUUCGAGGUCCCAAAGAAAAUAAAAAGUCACUUGUAACAAA